AUGAGUUGUGAAAAGGUGCAAAAUGUGCCCAUAUGUGCCUGCAGAAACGCGAGUCUCUACACCGCGCAUGUUGAUGAUGUCAAUUCUAAUUGGGGAAGGAAAGGUCGACGUUUGCCAGCUCAUCCUGCCGCUGACCAGCGCUACUCCCUUGCGGAUCACAAACACUCUGCGUCCCCAUUGGGACGCAACAAAACUCCUCGUACUCCAAAAUCUAAUGUUUCAUCCUCAGGUUUUUCCAAUGGCACACACGGCCAGCGUUCUCCUGCAGUGUGCGCUGUUUGCCUUGGGAGAAACCAACACUUAUUCAUCGAAUGUUCUGCCGAACAUCUCUGGGACAACGUCCAUGCCACCGUCAGCAAACGGGUCAACAAACAGCUCCUGGUACGAUCCUCAGACAAACCCCUUUGCGUCAACUGGCAACGGGGAUGUGGUUGCACCAAUUGUUCCCACGAUGAAUGA
Suillus subalutaceus is the source of this 459-nucleotide messenger RNA. RefSeq lists its product as uncharacterized. The transcript has a single exon. The coding region runs from base 1 to 459 and encodes 152 amino acids. The record is from RefSeq and is a predicted model, not a curated record. NCBI's taxonomy places the organism in Eukaryota, Fungi, Basidiomycota, Agaricomycetes, Boletales, Suillaceae.